This is a messenger RNA of Pyrus x bretschneideri (Chinese white pear), 3106 nucleotides long. RefSeq names its product AUGMIN subunit 8-like. Bases 852 to 2729 code for a protein of 625 amino acids. Gene Ontology annotation, biological process: spindle assembly; centrosome cycle. NCBI's taxonomy places the organism in Eukaryota, Viridiplantae, Streptophyta, Magnoliopsida, Rosales, Rosaceae. The record is from RefSeq and is a predicted model, not a curated record. Gene Ontology annotation, molecular function: microtubule binding. The transcript is spliced from 7 exons. Gene Ontology annotation, cellular component: cytoplasm; nuclear microtubule; centrosome.
GAGUAAAAGAAGAGAGGAGAAAACCCUUAAGCAUCGUUUUAGUAAAGUAAGUAAAUUUCUGGCAGUUGAUCCCAGGUUUAGUCUGUAUUUUAGUUGGAAAAAAGUUAGAGAGAGAGGGAGUAGAGAGAGAAAGCUAAAAGCUUUGGAUUAUUUUUGCAAGUUUUGUGUUCGCUUUCAUUGAAUUCCCUUUCAGACAAAGAGUUGUGAGAGAAGGGAAAGCUGGGCACAGAGAGAGAGAGACAGAGAGAGUGGGUGGUUUUUCUGUGUGAGAGUUGACCCAUUGUCCAGCCCAACCGACCAUGGCACUCCCGUGAGAGGGACCAGAGCAAAAUUAAAGGCAGGGCGCUUAUCCAGCACACACAAUACAACCCUUCAGUUUCUCUUAUCCUGCACCCUCAUCACUGUCCACUCCCUCUUCCCAGUCUCCCCAAUGUUCCUAGGGAACCCUACCAGGCUGCCCUUGCAUUCAGUUUUGUGGGUUAUCAAAACCAACCUCUAACCAUAACCGUCUUUGGCACCAGAUGUUGUUUACCCCCUUCAUAAUUUCACUGCCGUGGCCUGAUCUGAUUGGAUUUGCAGUUGUUUCUUUGAAAACAAAUUACCCUUUUGAGAUUAUUUGCUGCAAUUCUCAGAUUGAUUCUCAAUUGGAUCUGAGUCUCUGUAAAGAUAUUUAUUGCAGAGAAAAGUAUCUUCUUUUCAAGCAACAGGUUGUGUUAUUCCAUUGAGUGUUGGUAUAUGAAUGUGGUGGGAUUAUGUGAAAUGCAAAGGCUGUCAAGUAUGUAAAUUUGGUUUGAUGAAAUGAAACAAUCAAAUUCCAUCAAUGUGGUCUGAAUUGGAUUUGGAUAGUGUGGAUGGAUGUGCGUGAAUCAGCUCUAGCAGCGCUGAGGAAGAAAACAGCCGUGGAGACCCCAAGACCGCCGUUGGUUCCGGCGGAGAGGAACAACAAUGCAACCACCACCCGCCGCCCUCGAACGAGGGAAGUUAGUUCUAGGUACAAGUCUCCCUCUCCAUCCUCAACAACUCCCUCAUCACCUUCUGGAGCUCGGCGUUGCCCAUCUCCAACCCUUACAAGCACCUCACGUCCAUCAUCGCCAUUGGUGUCCAAAAGAUCCCAAUCUGUUGACAGGAAGCGACCUUCGACGCCCACUUCCCCGCCAAGUCCAUCAACACCGGUCCGCGAUGCAGGUGUGCAAUUUUCGUCCAGAAGACUCUUAAACGGUCGAAUGCCAGAGGGUUUAUGGCCUUCCACUAUGAGAAGUUUGAGUGUUUCCUUUCAGUCUGAUAGCAUUUCAAUUCCUGUUAGUAAGAAGGAAAAACCAGUGUCGAGUGCUCUGUCUGACCGCACUUUGAGGUCAUCUUCGAAUGUGGCUCAUAGGCAGGCCGAAACACCUGCUGCUCCAAGAAAGCUUACACCGGAGAGAAAAAGGAGCCCUCUUAAAGGCAAAAAUGCUCCUGAUCAAUCAGAGAAUUCUAAGCCGGUUGAUGGCUUGCAUUCCCGAUUGAUAGAUCAGCAUCGAUGGCCAAGUAGAAUAAGUGGGAAAGUAUCUUCGAAUUCAUUAAAUAGAAGUGUGGAUCUUGGUGCUAAAAUUGUCAGGCUUGUUGCGCCAACUCCCGGAGUUGGGUUGUCUACGCUUAGGAGAACGCCACCAUCUGAUUCUUCGGGCAAAUCUUUACAAAAAUCCGCCAGUGAUACUGCUGCAUUAUUACCGCUUCAUCAAAGCUGUAAAGCAGGACUAGGAGCAAAUUCAGUUGACGGUAAUUCCCUGCAGGUAUCCAGACCUCACAAGCUUGCCUCCACAAGUUUAUCGGACAGGUUGUCAUUAACAUCUCAUUCACUGAAAUGUCAAUCUUUGCCUAGUACUCCAUCACAAUCACGACCGUCCUCACCUAGUAAGAGCUCAAUGUUUUCAUCUUCUGUUACAAGAGGUUUAAGCCCGUCUCGAUCAAGACCAUCUACUCCUCCUUCUAGAGGAGUUAGUCCAUCUAAGGCAAGGCCAUCCAGUACGUCCAGUCAAUCAAGCAGUUCAACAUCUGUGCUUAGUUUCAUUGCAGAUUUUAAGGGGAAAAAGGGUGCAAGUUACAUUGAAGAUGCUCAUCAGUUGCGUUUACUUUACAAUAGAUGUUUGCAAUGGCGAUUUGCUAAUGCAAGGGCAGAGGUUGUACUUUAUGUUCAGAAAGUAAAUGCAGAGAGAACUUUAUUGAAUGUGUGGAACAGUACAAUAAGCUUGUGGGAUUCAGUAAUCAAGAAACGAAUCGAUCUCCAGCAGUUGAAGCUUGAACUUAAGCUGAAGUCAGUAUUGAAUGAUCAAAUGGCCUACCUUGACGACUGGGGUUUACUUGAAACCGAGCAUAUUGCUGCAUUCUCGGGGGCUAUGGAAGAUUUGGAGGCAAGCACCCUACGUCUUCCAGUGACUGGAGGGGCAAGGGCAGAUUUGGAUUCUUUGAAGGUAGCUAUCUGCUCAGCGGUUGAUGUGAUGCAGGCAAUGGCAUCCUCCAUAUGCUAUUUGCUCUCACGGGUGGAGGGCGUGCACAGUUUGGUUUCUGAACUUGCUGUUGUAGCAGCACAGGAGAAAGCCAUGCUUGACGAGUGCGAGGCGCUGUUGGCUUCAGCAGCAGCUAUGCAGGUGGAAGAAUACAGCCUGAGGACCCAUCUCUUGCAAACGAAACAAGAAAUGGGAAAAGCGAGCGCUCAAUUUUGGCAACCAAGACUUGUUCUUGAUCCUGACUAGCUUCAAAGCCAACAAUAUAAGCUCGCUUUGUCAAUUCCGAAGGGAUAAAUAUAUACCGGGGCAGAGAUAAAUGUCUCCGUCGGUUCUCCGUGAAUGUAAAUUGAUUCUUCUGUUUUCCUUGGAAUGUCAUCUUUCUCUUUUCCAAAAUUUUUUCUCUUCUUUCUGAGCAGAGGGCCGUCGGCUCCAUGAAAAGGAAAUGCAAAGGAAUCAAAGGAUUGGAAUUCAGUGUAGAAGCAAAAGUUUCAAAGGAAAUGAAAUAGGAAAUCGUCGUAAUUACCAAUGUUCUAUUUAUGCUGCCUUGGAUUUGAGUUCUACUUGUUUUAGGGCUCGUUUGGAACUGCUUUUAAAAUGACUGAAAGCGUUUUUAGACUCCUUCA